This is a messenger RNA of Pangasianodon hypophthalmus (striped catfish), 4826 nucleotides long. Its product is annotated as zinc finger protein OZF. Lineage: Eukaryota; Metazoa; Chordata; Actinopteri; Siluriformes; Pangasiidae. Gene Ontology annotation, molecular function: RNA polymerase II cis-regulatory region sequence-specific DNA binding; histone methyltransferase activity; protein binding. The transcript is spliced from 9 exons. The record is from RefSeq and is a predicted model, not a curated record. Gene Ontology annotation, biological process: regulation of transcription by RNA polymerase II; cellular developmental process. The coding region runs from base 215 to 3013 and encodes 932 amino acids.
GAAGCAGAAGAAGAAGAAGAAGAAGAGCUGCUGUUUCCCUGGUUAGAAAGCUAGCUUAUCAUGCUAAUCACCUCUACAGGAACAUCUUUCUGAUCUUUCAUGUGAUCAAGUUUUUUUUUAAAAACAACUGGUUACAGUGUAUGGAUUCAAGGUGUUUAAAGUUUUCGCCUGAAAAUAUCAUCAGAAACAUAAAAAGCUCCAUCAUAUCAUAGUGAUGUUCCUCUCUGAAGUGUGCCUUCAAACAUCUGACAUGGCUUCAGAUUCAGCACACACUUCUGGAGAUCCUUUGCAGCUUUGUGAAGAUAUGCAGACGGACGCUUCAGGUGGAGGAACAUGGGAGUCUCUAGGAGACAUCAGUCCUGAGGACCAACACCAUGGAGAAUUCCAGAAGAAACCUAUUAAAGAGGAAGAACCUGAAGAUGAAGAAUAUUUCUAUGGAGAGACAUCAAGCUUCGUGAGACGCUUCACCCCUGUGGACCGACAGAAUGAAGGUUUUCAGGAGAAACAUCUAAAAGAGGAAGAACCUGAAGAUGAUGAAUACCUCUACUGUGAGGAUUGCAGCUCAUUCUUCAUCAACAAGUGUGAGAUUCAUGGCCUGGCUGUCUUCAUCUCUGAUACCCCUGUUCCCAUGGGGGUUCCAGACCGAGCCAGACAAACUCUUCCCCCUGGUCUGGAAGUGCGGAAGUCUGAGAUUCCCGGUGCAGGCCUGGGAGUGUUUAAUAAGGGAGAGAUUGUUCCAGUAGGUUCCCACUUUGGUCCCUAUCAAGGAGACUUGGUAGAGAGAGAGGAAGCCAUGAACAGUGGUUACUCUUGGGUGAUCUGCAGACGUGGGCAGUGUGAAGAAUACAUCGAUGCCAAGAGAGAGAUAUGUGCAAACUGGAUGAGAUAUGUGAAUUGUGCUCGUAACGAUGAGGAGCAGAAUCUUGUGGGAUUCCAGUAUCGAGGGGAGAUUUUUUAUCGUUGCUCUCAACCUAUCAAACCUGGACAGGAGCUCUUGGUGUGGUAUGAAGAGAAGUACGCUAAAGAUCUCAGCGUCACCUUUGAAUACCUCUGGAACAAAAAGUGCUCCACUGAUGAAAUGAAAGACCCAGUGAUGGAAGCUAUCUCGUGCUCUUUCUGUCCACUGUCCUAUACAUCUCAAAUUUACCUUUACAAACACAUCAGACGAUCACAUUAUGAUGAAUAUGAGAGACUGCUGAAACCCAAUGUUAACCGUGAAAACAUGAUGCCAACGAGAAGCUCCUGUAGUCAGCAAAAGUUCCCUGAGCCUCUUCAGACUGACACCACUCCUGUGCAAAUGCAGAAAGGAACUGCUCAAAACUUCGAGGAAAGUUUCACUCAGCAAAGUCACCUGGAACUGCCCCGGCGCAUUCACACGAGAGAGAAGCCUUUUUACUGCUCGCAUUGUGGAAAAAAUUUUACUCGAAAGGAUAAUCUCCAAACACAUAUGCGCGUUCACACGGGAGAGGUGUUCUACUGCUCACAGUGUGGAAAGAGCUUUAUCCGAGAGAGUCAUCUUCAACUACAUGAGCGCAUUCACACAGGAGAGAAGCCGUAUCAGUGCUCACAGUGCGGGAAGAGUUUUAAUCAAAUGAGCGCUUUUAAAAGACACCAGCGCACUCACACGGGAGAGAAGCCCUAUCAGUGCUCACACUGUGGCAAGAAUUUUAGCCAACUGGGUAAUCUCCAAACACACCAGCGCGUUCAUACGGGAGAGAAGCCGUUUCAUUGCACAGAGUGUGGGAAGAGUUUUAGUCUACUCAAUACUCUGCAGCUACACCAGCGAAUUCACACAGGAGAGAAACCGUAUUACUGCUCAGACUGUGGGAGGAGUUUUAAUCAAGUCAGCGCUUAUAAACGACACCACCGCAUUCACACAAGAGAGAAGCCCUAUCACUGCUCUCAGUGUGGGAAGAGUUUCAGUGACGGAGCUAAAUUCAAGGCACAUCAGUACAUCCAUACAGGAGAGAAGCCGUAUAACUGCUCCCACUGUGGGAAGAGUUUUUCUACACAGAGUGAUGUGAAGGUCCAUGAGCGCAUUCACAAAGGAGAGAAGCUGUAUCACUGCUCACAAUGUGGGAAGAGUUUUGUCCACCAAAGUAGUCUGAGAUCACAUAAGCGCAUUCACACAGGAGAAAAGCCGUAUCAGUGCUCGCACUGUGGGAAGAGUUUUGGUCAUAAAGAUACUCUCAAGAAACACCUGCACAUUCACACAGGAGAAAAGCCAUAUCAGUGCUCACAGUGUGGGAAGAGGUUUAGCGACAGAGGGACUUUCCGAUCACACCAGUACAUCCACACAGGAGAGAAACCGUAUCGCUGCACAGAGUGCGGAAAGAUUUUUACUCGACAAAGUUCUCUCCAGCAGCACCAGCGUGUUCACACAGGAGAGAAGCCAUAUUACUGCUCAAGGUGUGGGAAAAGUUUUAGUCAACAUGGUACUCUCCAACAGCACCAGCACACUCACACAGAAGAGAAACCAUAUCAGUGCUCACAAUGUCGGAAGAGGUUUAACAGGCAGAGAAAUCUCCAAUCGCAUAUGCGCAUUCACACUGGAGAGAAGCCGUAUCACUGCUCGCAGUGUGGGCAGAGUUUCAGUCAUCAUAGUACUCUAAAACGACACCAGCGCAUUCACACAGGAGAGAAGCCGUAUCACUGCUCACACUGUGGGAAAAGUUUUACUCAGCACGGUACUCUACAGUCACAUACACGCAUUCACACUGGAGAAAAGCUCCAUCACUGUUCACAGUGUGGUAAAACAUUUAACCGACAGAGUUCUCUCCAAAUACACCAGCGCAUUCACACGGGAGAGAAGCCAUAUCAGUGCUCGCAAUGCGGGAAGAGUUUUAGUCAGAAUGGUACUCUCAAACAGCACCUGCGCAUUCACACUGGAGAGAAGCCCUAUGGCUGCUCACAGUGUGGGAGGACUUUUAGUCAGCAGAGUACUCUACACCAACACCAGCGCAUUCACAGUAAGAAGAAACUAUAUCAGGAUACAGCAUGGGAAGAGCUUUAACGACACAUGCUCUUCAACAACACCAGCACAGUCAAACAGGAGAAGACGCUGUAUCACUGCUCAGAAUGUGGCUGGGCAAACACAAGAGAGGUUUUUUUUUUUUAUAGACAACAUGGUAUUAAUUGUUAGCUAGUCCUUUGUACAUUCCUCAACCUAAUUAACCUGGGGUCUGAUAUGUGUUUUGAUUUAAACAUACAGCUGUGUAUCAUCAGCAUAGCAGUGGAAGUUAAGACCAUGUUUACAAAUGAUUGUACUCAAAUGUAGAAUAUAUAAUUAAAAAAAAAAAAAAUACUGGCCCUAUUGACCAUUGUGGAAUAACAAAGUUUACCAUUUUAACUUAUUUUACAUACCUCCAGCAAGGCAUGCAGAAUGUGGUUAUUCAGUGGAAGAAGAAGUCUUUCUUGUCAUCCCUUAAAUAGUGUUUGAGAGAACAGUAGAAAUGGUAGCAGUAGGAAUGCUAGAUGUUUUUAAAUCCAGAUUAAAAAUGUACUCCUGUAACCUGGCAUAUUCAUAGUUUUUGAUUCUUUUAUUUCAUCUUAAAUAUACUUUUCAUUCUGUCUAAAUAAUUCGGAUAGAUUUAUAAUUAUUUCAUGUUACUUCCUCUCAAACCCAGGGUCCCUGGAGGACUAGUGGUUAGGCCACAGUGCCCUCACCACUGUGACCUGGGUUUAGUUCCCAGCCAGUGCAACAGUGUACUCUUAGUGCCAGUCUCAAGCCCAGAUAAAAUUGGAGGGUUGUGUCAGGAAGGGCAGCUAGCAUAAAAACUGUGCCAAUCAAAUACAGCCCCUGGCAAAAAUUAAAACUAAAGUCAUUUCAAAUGUCAACUUUCUGGCUUUAAGAAACACUAAAAGAAAUCAAGAAAACAAAUGUAGUGCUUGGUCUAAAAGAAGUAACUGUUACUGACUACCACAUUUGUUUUGACUUUAGUUUUGUGUCAUGUCUGUGACCUGCCUUUUUUCUACAAAAUUAAACAACUGAAUGAACAUCCUCCAAGACUGGUGAUUCCAUAAUUUUUGCCAGGGGCUGUAUAUGGACCAAUGAUCCGCUGUGGUGACCCCUACCGGGAGCAGCCGAAAGAAGAAUGACUUCUUCUCAAACCCAGAGGCUAUGUGAUUGUGUUUGUUUAUAGGAUGUUACAGCUAGGCUGGACUGCAACUAGGCUACUAGUCUAGGCUGGACUGCAACAUGAAUGAGAGACUGGAUCCCCUUCUCACCAGACCAAAACACUGAACACUCGAUAUCAAUUAUAAGUGAGAUUUUAUUGACAAAGGUCUUUGAAACUGUGGGAUGGGAGGUACUUCAGGGAUGAGCAUACACCAAAAUAAAUUUUUUGGAUAAUUUUUUUUUUAAAAUUACAAAAUAUGGUUUUUGCUGAGUAACUUAAAAGAAAGAGAAAACACAAAAAUUUACACCAUCCCCCUAUCCACAGGAGAAAAGGAGUAAUCAAAAUAAAUGACCUGCUUCCUUCCGCUACCUGUUCAAUAUCACUUAUCAAUACAACAAGUUAUUAUUAACCACAGAAGAGCUAGUCCUUCAGAAAGACUGCAAGCUACUGCAACAGGUAUCUACUCAAGAGAGGAGAGGCUGUUGGGUUUGGUCAGAUGGCACUUCUGGUGACAUCUGAAGGGUGACCAGCACUGUGAACAGCACAGGGUGGUGGAGAAGGCCGCCCAAAUGACAACCCUGGCCAGAACAUUUGAGAAACAACUUGGAACAUGGUGUAAAAGUGUGGAUUGUGUUUGUGUGCUGGCACUAGCCGCACUGGACCCAGGGUUUAAUCUUCUUGGGUUUGACAAGUCAGAAAAUGCAAAUG